AUGGCGCCCAGCGCAAUCAAAAAGCUGUGGGGUCCGGUUAAUGGAUCUAGUGUCUUUGACAACGGUCGAAAACUCAUCGACUUCAUCGACCAACACCGCGAUCAGCAUGGCCAACUCCAACCUGCUGCGCCUCGCCAGCGUCACACGCUCGAAACGCUCUUUGACGUCGCUCCAAACCUGAGCCACGUCUAUAGCGAGCUGAUUGGAGGCCUCGAUAGCGUCGUCUACUUUGACUGUGUCUCGCUGGCUAACAACGACGAAGUGGACAUUGCCAAGUUUUUGGCGCGCUGCACGCAGCCCAACAGCGCUCCUUUUGACCCCCAGGACCGUCCGUACACCGCGGUUCAGACCAAGCCAAUGACGACUCCCAGGGGCCUACUUGCCUGCGGACCUCGUCAGCCCACUCCUGCCAUGUUUCCUGCCUUCCCCUUUUCUCCCUUCGCCUACUUUGGCAGGGAGCAGGAGCGCACGGUCAUGGCAAACAGCGCUGGAGCUUUUACUGCUCCUCACAUCGACAUCGGCUUUACUUCUGGGUUCUCGACCGUCAUCACUGGCACCAAGAUCUUCAUUACUUUUGAUGUCAGCGACAAAAACUGGCGCGUGAUGCAGCCAUUCCAGCUGCAACCGCCGACCUGGGACCAGAGCCUCCGUCUCAUGCGCAGGGAGCUCGAAGGUCCCCGCUUCAACGUUCUCAAAACCGGCGACACCAUCUACAUCGCAGCUGGUCAGCCAUACAUGGUGCUGUCGCCUACGGUCGGCGCUCUGUACGCUUGCAAUGCUGCCAAUCCAUCCGUCAAAGAGUGGGAUGCCACACUCAAGGGACACCAGUGCGUGAUGUGGGCGAUCAAGACUUUCGUCUCCGGCUCAAAAAUCCGCUACAUUCGCGAGGCCGUGCGGGAUCUAGAGUCUGGUCUCGAGCUCUGGAAAAACGUCACAGGUCUGCCUCAACAGCGCACCGACGACACAGUGGCGCAGUCCGAGGUGGAUAGCUUUGUCGCCGAGCAAGAGGCCUGCCUUGAGACCGCUCGCAACAUUCUCAACACUCAGCUCGAGGCUCGCCUAUCUGCCAACGCUCCUGUACCAAGCGCCGGACCAAGCGUCGGACCAAGCGUCGACACUGAAGGGGCCGGCUCGAGCUCCCCUAAGCAGGAGGAAGAGUCUUCGCGACCCCUCAAGAGGGUCAAGACUGAGGAUGGCGAGGAGUAA
Molecule: messenger RNA, 1206 nt
Organism: Moesziomyces antarcticus
Lineage: Eukaryota; Fungi; Basidiomycota; Ustilaginomycetes; Ustilaginales; Ustilaginaceae
Exons: 1
Coding region: 1-1206 (401 amino acids)
Source: RefSeq, a predicted model, not a curated record